Messenger RNA from Tetrahymena thermophila SB210, 1578 nucleotides. RefSeq lists its product as hypothetical. NCBI's taxonomy places the organism in Eukaryota, Ciliophora, Oligohymenophorea, Hymenostomatida, Tetrahymenidae. The transcript has a single exon. The record is from RefSeq and is a predicted model, not a curated record.
GCAUAUGUGUUAAUUAAUUAAUUCUUAAGUUUUGUUAUUAUUUAAGCUUAAUUAAUUGCUGCAAAUUUAAUUAAACAAUAGAAUAUAUAAUUAUAAUAUUACUAAAGUAUAUAAAAUAUGCAGGAGAUUAACAAAUAGAAUUUUAUAUUUCAAAGGAUAAACAGAAAUCAAGCUGUCUUUUUCCCUGACAUCCUGUACACAACAUAAUAAAAAGAAAGUAUUUCAAGGAAAACCCCUAAAAAAACAAGAUGCUAAAGCGAGCUUAAUUUUAUAAAUUUAAAGUAUUAAUAAAGCGCUUAUGGAAAAGAUUUUAGGCAAAGCGAUAAAAUAGAAGAUAAUUUUUUUACAACAAGAUGCAAAGAUUAACAAAAAGCAUUAAAAUUUCAAAGAACAUUAAACCUUUUUGAAAAGAAAUAGCAAGUAGAAUUAACUAAUAAUGUUUUGAUUUAAAAGAUGCGAAGACCAGAUGACUAAACUUCUUUUUUUUCAAAAAGCCAAUCUUUAAUCCUUAAAAUAGCAAAUCUAAAUCAAAAUUUAGAAAAUUUACAACUUAAAGAAUGUACUUUUGAUGAUAAUAAUAUGAUAAAAUAUAAUUGUUAAACACCUCAGUAAAAAUAGUAAUAGAAUUUCUUGCAGGAGUAUAAGGAAAGAGCUUAAAGCUUAAGAACUCCUAGAUCUAAGAAUAUUGAAAUUAUUGAUGAUUAAAAAGAAAGUUAAAAAUAACUGAGAAUUAGAGGUGUUUAAUCACUUCACUAAAGUGAUGAAAAAAAAAGUGAAAAUUUAUAAAAUGAAAAUUUCUCAAACAAAUUUUAUGAAACUUUAAAAAUUUUAAGAUAAGAAAAGCAAGAAACAAGCAAUUUAAAAUUAAAUAAAAAUAGAAGGUCAUUAUCAAACCAUUUUAACUAGGGAAUACCCAAUAAUCUAUCUCUUCAAAGUUAAAAUAAGAUAAACAAGAUAAAAUAGUUUACGAUAAGAGCAAUCAAUGACAAAAAUGAGCAUAUAACUUAUGAUUCUAACUAAUUUUUUGGGUAUAAAGUCAAUCAAUCACCUAUUAAUUCAAGUUGCUAGCCCAAUCAAAUUCAGAAAUCUUAAUAGGAAACUUAAGUAUUUUAAUUCAAAGUUAGUAAAUAUCUAUAAAAUUUAAAGUUGUAACAGUUAAAGCAAUCUAAGUAGUUUUGCAAUAUAAAUUAUGCUAGUUUUUAUCCACUAAAAAUCAACGAAAAUUAAGAAAAAAUAUCUAAGAGUAUAAGAUAGUACAUGAAAUAAGAUUAAUAAAUAAGAAAGUUGGAAUAAAAAUAUAAGCUAGUCCUAAACUAAUAAAAAGAGAAUAGCAACAAUAAUAUUUCAUAGAUGAUAAAAGAUGACUCACGAAUAAUAAAAAGUGGCACUUCUCCAUAACGGAAGUAAUAAUAAACAUUAGCUUAAAGCUUAGAAAAAAAAAUGAUUGAUUAAAUCCCUUUACUGCCAUUUAGUUAGGCUACUAAUAGUGUUUCUAUAUAAAAUAAUAUUGAUUAAGAAUAUAACGAUGAUUUAGAUUUGUAAUAAUAUGUAAAAAACAAUAUAAAAAUAUCAUCUUGA